Letharia columbiana is the source of this 486-nucleotide messenger RNA. RefSeq lists its product as uncharacterized. The transcript has a single exon. Bases 1 to 486 code for a protein of 161 amino acids. Gene Ontology annotation, biological process: protein modification process; mRNA splicing, via spliceosome. Lineage: Eukaryota; Fungi; Ascomycota; Lecanoromycetes; Lecanorales; Parmeliaceae. Gene Ontology annotation, molecular function: protein tag activity; protein binding. The record is from RefSeq and is a predicted model, not a curated record. Gene Ontology annotation, cellular component: nucleus; cytoplasm.
AUGUCUGCCUCCACGUCCACGGACCAAAGCGACCAGAGACCGCAAGCAUCCUUUUCCGAAAAAAUGCGAUCAGCCACACCAUCUCAAACACACCCCACAAAACCUCGCCACUCACCUAACCCUCGAGCCAAGCACCACAAAUCGGCGGACAGAGCCUCAACCAUUAUCGGAUCACGCAUAGAAAAGAAGCUCACGACCCACGGCAACAGGAACGCCGCUUCGUCUCCAAGAGCCACAGCCUCCGAGGUCCUCAUACGGGUGUUCAUCAAUAACCGACUCGGUACCAAAACCGAGAUUCUGUGCUCACCAUCAGACACUAUUGGAGCGUUCAAAAGAAUCGCCGCGGUGUAUCUGGGCACGAGGCCCGAAGCCAUGACGUUGAAGAGACAAGGCGAGCGCCCGUUCAAGGACUCUUUGACAUUGGAGGAUUACGAGAUCGGUAAUGGAUCGGCUCUGGAUCUUGAGAUUGAUACGUGUGAUUCAUAG